AUGUCGGACCUGCAGGAGCUGCUUGCCCGUCUCAACGGCGGCGCAUCCGGCAACCAGCAGCAGCAACCACACGGUUACCAGCACCCGUCUGUCUCUUCGCCUCUCUUCUCCCCCCAACCCGGCGGCGCACAGCCUCAUCACCAGUCUGCCGUCAUGUCGCCCAACUCGUCCAUGGCCAACACGCCCGCUCCCGAGCCGGUUUCGCAGCCUACGCCGCAGCAGCAGUCGACCAACCUGCUCAACCUCCUCCGCUUCAACUCGCAGGGCGGCGGACAGUCUCGACGCGUCUCGCAGCAGUCGCAGGCGCCCGACAUUGCCACAAGCAUGGCCAGUGUCAUGGGCAGUAGGACGCCCUCUCACAGCGCCGCUGCCCCAGCGCAGUCGCCUGCAGCCGCCCAGCAGAACCCGCAGGACCUCCUCCUGCGCCUGCUGAACCACCCCAAGCCCGCCCAGACCAGCGGCCGCUCCUCUCGAGCUGCCUCCGUGCUCUCUCCGCCAGUCGCGUCCAACAAGCCUGAAACGGUUGUGGACGACCUCGCGCAGGAUCUCGCAGACGCUGAGCUGGAGCAUGUCUCCUCCGACCCCACUGUACACACCCCGGGAGCCUCUUCCCCCAUGAGGAUGUUUGGCUCCGACAGCAAGGAGCAGUCGUCUCGUUUCCAGCCCGACGCCGCCUCACUUGCCCCCAAAUUCACCUACGUCAACCCCUUCGAUCAGCUCGAGGCCGCCAGCCCCCGCAAGCACACCCCGAUCCAGCAGGGCUCCAAGCCUCCUGCCCCCAAGAUGGAGAUUCUCAAGAAGAGGGCAGUCGAUGCUUCUUCGCCCGCUCCCCAAGACGACGCUCCUGCCCAUACACACGAAACUGUGGCUGAGGCCGUGAGCGACCUGGGCGAGCAGGUUGGUCAGCAGAUCGAGGAUGCGCUUGCUGAGGCUGAAGCCGAGGCCUCUGCUCUCCCCAAACCUGAGGAGCUCGCAGAGGUCCAAGAGGUCAUGACUGAGAUCGCAAACGAAAUCAAGGAGGAGUUUGCCGAUCCAAGUACAGCCAAGGACAUCGAGGCCAGCAUGCCCAAGCCCAUUGCAGCUGCCCUCAAGGAAGUCGCUACCGAGAUCGCUCAGGACAACGUCGCUGAAGACUGGGAGACCGCCGAAGCCGAGGAGAGCCUCGCAAAGGGUGAGGACCAGACGGUAAUAGUCUACAGGUUCCCCAUGCGCGCCUUUGCCUCCAUCCAGGUUAACCAGAUGCCGCCUCGUCGUCUCUACUUCGCCAACGAGCUCUUUAUGGAUAUUGCUCGCUUGAAGAAGGACUUUGACCAGAUCGACCGCUCCCUGGUAUCCGCCAGCAAGAACUUCAUCGUAUACGCACUCGUCAAGAAGGGCGGCUUCCGCAUCAUUCGCCAGGAGAACGGUCAAUACCGCCAGGUCUUUGAGAACCACCAAGAGCGCAUCUUCAACAUCGCCCUGUGCACUUCCGCAGACGACUCACAACAACCUCUCGAGAGCAUCCUGGGUAUCGGUAUCAACGGCACUGUCUUCUGGACCUCUCUCGACCCUGCUCGCGAGGACCAGUUCGGCGAGAACCUCGAUUCUCAGGGUCUGAUGCUUCCCCCGUCGCCAUCUCAAGAUGAUAACACAUCUGGAGGCCAACUCAAGACUCGCGCGAAGCCAUCUUCGCGUCACCCAGAGUUCUUUGCUGUUGGCAGGGGCAAGUCCAUCCAUAUCGUCUUCCCCAAGGUCGCCGCUGAGUAUGCUCGGUCUAAGAGCCGCAUCUGCCACACGGAAAAGUACCUCAAGGAGCGCUCCCUCAAGAUCCUCACUGGCAAGGCUGGUAAGGACUUCACUUUCAGCGAGGACGACACCAUAAUUGUCUCUCUUGACAAGGCCGGCCGCAUGCGCUUCUGGGAUAUCCGUACCCUCACCGAGCCUGACCUAGGCAAUCCUCACAGCCCUCCCCGCCAGGUCGAGGUCUCCGAGACUCUGCUUGAGUUUCACACAACUACACCCAAUGCCAAGUCGUGGCCUACUUCCGUCUUCUUCUUUGACAAAGACAAGCCAUAUACUAAGGGUAUUGCGCUGCGUUAUGUCAUGGUCGGUAUGAAGCAGAACCACGCCUUCCAGCUGUGGGACCUUGGCCUCAACAAGGCCGUGCAGGAGAUUCACCUGCCUCACGAGAACGAAUCGGACGCCAUCUGCAGCGUAUCGUUCCACCCCCGCACUGGCAUCAUGGCUGUCGCCCACCCUACCAGGAACUCGAUCUUCUUCGUUCACGUCUCCUGCCCUAGGUACAACCUUCCUGCUCUUAGCCAGGCUGCGUACAUCUCCCGUCUGGCAAACAAGGGUGACAGGGGCCAGAACACUCUACCUCCAGUCAACGCUACCGCCAUCAUGACUAGCAUCACGGAGUACUCUUUCGCUUCCAAGGGACAGAUCAGGAGCCUACACAUGCUCAACGAGCCCGCUGGACCUUCUGAUGUCGACGACCCUGACAACGCAGCCCUCUUUGAGCUCUACGUCAUGCACUCCAAGGGUGUCUGCGUCCUGCGCAUCCGCCGGAGCGAUCUUGGCUGGAAGAAAGAGGGCGAGCCCAUUCACCCCAAGGAAGCCGAGGAAGAGGGCGUCAUCACCAUCUCGCAGCUCAAGCCACCUCAACCUGUCACCGAUGAGUCAUCUACUGCUGGUGACACUCCUGCGCCCAAGUCUGUCUCUGAUCGAUCUGCGCGUGAGCCACUGAAGAGGGAGAGUAGCACCGCAUCCAAGCAGUCCAUCAACCCCGAAGCAGCGAUGCGCGCAUCUACUCUCGCUAAGGUCGAGAGCAAGCAAGACGCAGCUCGUGCAGCUAUCAUCAACGGUGGUGAGAAGUCAGAAAAGAAGAAGAAGAAGCGCUCGGCCGCCACAGAGACAGCUUCUCAAAUCUCUACAGCGCCUUCAGCUGUGGCUUCUACUGCACCUUCCGCUCGUGCGCCUGCGCCUGCACCCGCGGCUCUGCCUCCGUCUUACGCGCAAGCUGCUCAAGCGACUCCGCAGUCCAAGUCUCCGGCACCACCUGAGCCAUCCGUUGCGCAGGAGCCUGCCAAGUCCAAGGCUGUUGACACCACCGAAGCACCGGAGUGGGCCAAGCAGCUCAUCAGCAAGCACCUCCAACGCCCAAGUGCUGCACCUACCGCUGCUCCUUCCGCAGAGUUUGAUGCCAAGAAGCUUGAGGAAAUUGUACAGGCUGAGAUCACCAAGGGCUUCUCGCGCGAGCUAGACAUCAUGUACAAGCGCUUCGACGAGGACAAGCGUGUUAUGAACGCAGCCAACGGUGCCCAUCAGCAGGCUAUCCUGCGUCAGGUGUCUAGCACACUCAACGAGAACGUCGAGGGCGUGAUUGGAAAGAUGGUCAAUGACAACAUCAGGAACGUUGUGCUUCCUGAGGUACUGGCAAAGACUACUGCUACCGUUGAGCAGGGUCUGAGCGCCAACCUCAAGCCCAUCCUGGCGCAGCAGCUGUCGAAGGAGAUUCCUGAUGCUGUGUCUCGAUCCCUGAAGCAGCCCCAGAUGUUCCAGUCACUUUCCGACCAGGUCGCGAAGAAGAUCGCCGGCAACUUCGAGCCUAUGAUCGCCGCCUCAGUCGCCACAGUCGUCAAUCCCGCUAUGUCAAACUUGACCAACAUGAUCGAGCGUCAGAUUGGUGGUGAGCUUCGACAAGCCCAUGCUCAACGCCGCGAAGAUGCUAUCAAGAUCUCCGCGUUGACCGAGACUGUGCAAACAUGCCUAGAGACUAUCCAGACUAUGGCUGCCAACCAAAUCGAACUCCAAGGUCAGGUUGCAAAGCUCCUCGAGGCUCGUCAGGCUCCAGCCCCUCGACAUGUACAAGACUCGCCUGCUGCUACACGAUCCCCUCCCAAGCAGAAGUCACAAGAGGAGCUUGAGAUCGAGUCUAUCCACCGUCUCAUGUCCGAGGGCAACUACGAGCAGGGUACCAUGCAGUGGCUUCAGUCGCCCCGCAGCGCAGCGCUCUUCGACUCUGUCUUCGUCCGCUACGAUCCUGCCUACCUCAGCCAGGUGAGCCCACUGCUCGCGCUGUCGACUGGUGCGGUCGUAUCUGAGCAUCUGGGACGCAACCUGACGGAGCGCCUUGUCUGGCUCAACGCUGUAUUUCAGAGCGUCAACCCCAACGACCAAGAAAUUCGCGACAUCAUCCCUAAGAUCAUGGACGUAGUCAUCCAGCGCUUGACCGCCGCAUACAUCCAACUCAACGAGAGCACCCCUGGCAGCCCGCUCCUUCGCGCCAUCUCUCAGCUGGUCAACAAGUGCAACGAGAUGACUCGCGCCGCCGCACCCUUCAGCCCUCGUGGUUGA
Molecule: messenger RNA, 4338 nt
Organism: Alternaria rosae
Lineage: Eukaryota; Fungi; Ascomycota; Dothideomycetes; Pleosporales; Pleosporaceae
Exons: 2
Coding region: 1-4338 (1445 amino acids)
Biological process (GO): deadenylation-independent decapping of nuclear-transcribed mRNA
Cellular component (GO): P-body
Molecular function (GO): protein binding
Source: RefSeq, a predicted model, not a curated record